AUGUUGCACGUGCCCGGAUCUUCUGAGGCCUCUGGAUUUUACCGUGAGUUCACUGGUGAAGAUGUCGGAAUCGAGCAAGAACCUGGGAUUGAAGUGUCAGCGAUAGAGGGAUCGACACAGACACGGAAUAGCGCGAGAUCCCCAGAUCAUCAGAGCUUUAAGAGGGACUCUGAUGAGCUGAAAAAGAAAGAGGAAGAUCGAAAGAUCGAUAUGGAAGAUAGACCUCGACCCCCACCAAGCGUCCCUUCGGGGGCCACCACAGAUCGCUCUGCAAAGAGCGAUGUGAUAGAUGAAAACCCAAUGGUGAAAACCAAACCGGUGAAAGCCAAACCCUAUCUUCUCGUCGACAGGUACCCUGACCUCAAGUCGAGAAAGACGAUCACGAGGUCUACCACACCGGGUCGAGCUAAGAUGAAAACGCCGAGAUCGGAAGGCAAGGAUCGCCAGAUCGACCAGACCGUAGAAACGAAGAUCGGAGUCAAAGAGGAACACGAUAAAAAAAAUUGA
Molecule: messenger RNA, 507 nt
Organism: Peronospora matthiolae
Lineage: Eukaryota; Oomycota; Peronosporomycetes; Peronosporales; Peronosporaceae
Source: the annotation of a GenBank genome assembly